AUGGAAACAUUGAAUUCACCGUCAGAUAAAGUUUUAUAUCAAGCUAUUAUGGAAAUUAAAGAGCCAGUGAUAUUUCAACGACUCUUACAAAAUGCAAAAAAUGAUUACUGUUGGAAAUUAUUUGAAUGGAAUUUAUCGGAACUUGCUGAAAAAUUCGGAGACAUUAAAUUACCAUUUCGAGUUGGUUAUAAUGCUAGAUCUACGAAUCCACAAUGGGAAGUAAAUUGUCCGACAGUUUUAAUGACACUAUUAGAAUUUAUUCAAAAUAUGAAUCUCCAUGAAAAUCAUAAAAAAUGGUAUUAUUUUGAUUAUAAAUAUAUGCAAGAAUGGUUCAAAAAUAAGCCAGAAAUAUUAAAUUCAGUAAAUUGGAAAAGAUUUGAUAUUGAUAAAACUGGUGAUGAUUCUACUAUUUGGAUUGGAAGCAAAGGAGCUCAUACAAAUUGUCAUCAGGAUUCUUAUGGGUGUAAUUUAGUAGCUCAAAUACAUGGAAGGAAACAAUGGUUAUUGUUUCCUCCAAAUUCAACUAACUUUCUUCAACCAACAAGGAUUCCUUAUGAAGAAUCUACAAUAUAUAGUAAAUAUAAUUUUUUCUGUCCUACUAAGGAAGAUGAAAUUAAUAUAUUAAAAAUAAAAGACACAGCAAAAUUAGUAACUUUAGAACCAGGAGAUAUAUUAUUUGUGCCUCCUGGUUGGUGGCAUUACGUUGAAUCAUUGGAUUUUAGUAUUAGUGUUAAUAUGUGGUUACCAGUAUUAACAGAUAAUAUAUCAAGAGUUAAAGAAGCUAUUGUUAAAUUAAUAAUAGCUAAAAUUGGAAAAGAUAUCUAUAAUAUACCUGAAAUUGAUGAAAUAGAUAGUAUAAAUUUGCUCAAUAUUGCUAUUGAAGAAUGUAAACAUAUAGAAAAUAUAGAAUCACCCAAUAAAAAAAUAAAACAUAGUACAUGGACUGCCAAAGAUUUAGCAAUAGAGUAUCCAGUUUAUGUAAAAUUACCUUAUGAGCUUAAAAUAACAGAAUUAGAAGAAUUUUUGAAAAUGAAAAGGGAAAGAUUUUCUGAAGAAUAUUUUGAAAUGUUAAAAGAGGAUUCUUCCAAAACUCAUAUUAAUUUACAGAAUAUUUACUCUUCUGCACAUUUAUCUGAAAAUAUUAUCAAUACAUUUUGUCAUCCUGAUGUAGUUAAUAAAGUUACAGAAUUAUUUCUAUCCUAAUAUUUAUAUAAUAUAUUGUGUAAUUUUCAAUUUAUUUACAUAAGUUAUUAUCAAUUUUUUUCAUCAUUUAUUAUUAUUUAGUAUUUAAUUUAUUGUUAAUAUUAAAUUCAUUUAUUUUAAAUAAUUAAAAUUUAAUUUUAUAUUUUAUAUUCAUUUGACAUUCAUUUGAUGUUAUAUUCAAUUUUAUUGUUUUACAUAGAGGUUAAGAUUGAGUAGUUGCACAAUUAUAUUUACACAUUCUGGAACAUAGAUAAUGCGUGUAUAAAAUUGUGAUUAGUGAUAUUUUUGUAAUUAAUAAUGGGUUUGUUAACAGUACUUAAAAAAUUAAAACAAAAGGAAAAAGAAAUGCGCAUUUUAAUGUUGUAUGUAUCUUUCUUUUUAUAUAUCUUUCAAUAUUUAUAGGUUAAGAAUAUGUUAUUGUAUUAAGUUAGUAUAUUUUUUUCACAAAAUUGUAUAUAUAUUAUUAUAUGCAUUUAUGUAUAUAUAUCUAUAUUAUUUAUUUUAAUCUUAUAAAAAUAAUUUUUUUAUAUCUUAUAAAAAUAAUUAUGAUUUGAUAUAAUAUAUAUAUUAAUAUAUAAUUAUUGUUUCUUUUAUGUAUAUUUUGAUUGUUUCAUAUAUUUUAUAUAUUUAUAGAGGUUUGGAUAAUGCUGGCAAAACAACAGUUUUAAAGAGAAUUAAUGGGGAACCAAUUGACACAAUAUCACCAACACUUGGUUUCAAUAUUAAAACUUUAGAACAUCGUGGGUAUAAAUUAAAUAUAUGGGACGUAGGUGGUCAAAAAUCAUUACGUUCUUAUUGGAGAAAUUAUUUUGAAUCUACUGAUGGUCUUGUAUGGGUAAUUGAUAGUGCAGAUAGAAGAAGAUUGGAAGAUUGUAAAAUAGAAUUAUAUAAACUCUUACAAGAGGAGAGAUUAGAAGGUGCAAGUUUAUUAAUACUUGCAAAUAAACAGGAUUUACCUGGAGCAUUGUCUGCAUCUGACAUUGCAGAAAUUUUGGAAUUACCUACUAUUAAGACUCACCAUUGGCAAAUAUACAAAUGUUCAGCAAUCACAGGAGAAAAUCUUGUAGAAGGAAUAAAUUGGAUUAUUGAUGAUAUUUCUGCUAGGAUAUUUUAUAUAGAUUAAUAUCAAAAAAGAAAUUAAAUUUUACAACUUACAUUGCUAAUAUUAUAAUGUUUUAUAAUACAAUAUGUUUAUUUCUUAUAUAUUAGAAAGCAGAGUUAUUAUAUAAUUAUACUUUAUUUAAAUUAUUAAAAUUAAGGUAUUAUAAAUAAAUUACAAAAUUCUUUUUCAUA
Molecule: messenger RNA, 2496 nt
Organism: Apis cerana (Asiatic honeybee)
Lineage: Eukaryota; Metazoa; Arthropoda; Insecta; Hymenoptera; Apidae
Gene: HSPBAP1
Product: HSPB1 associated protein 1
Source: RefSeq, a predicted model, not a curated record